AGCUCGGUGUUAAGCUGGUUGGCUGGCACGGGCUGGUUGGUCGGUCGGUUGAUGGUAGCCAUGGCUCGAGUUGCUGCGCUACUGCUGCUACCGGUUCUUAUUGAAUCGGUAUUUUCCAUUUCCUUCUUUUUACCGGUCAACUCCAGAAAGUGUUUAAGAGAGGAGAUUCAUAAAGACGUCCUCGUUACGGGGGAGUAUGAAAUCGGUGAACAGGCGAACACUAGAACUAAUCUGAAGAUUACAGAUUCAUCCAGCCACACUCUUUAUUCCAAGGAAGAUGCAACAAAAGGAAAGUUUGCAUUCACCACAGAGGACUAUGACAUGUUUGAGGUUUGCUUCGAAAGCAAGUCACCCAUGGGAACUGGAAGAAUUCCCGACCAGCUGGUCAAUCUGGACAUGAAACAUGGGGUUGAGGCCAAAAACUAUGAAGAGAUUGCAAAAGUGGAAAAAUUGAAGCCUCUUGAGGUUGAGCUGAGGCGACUGGAAGACCUGUCAGAGUCCAUCGUGAAUGACUUUGCGUAUAUGAAGAAAAGAGAAGAAGAGAUGCGGGACACCAAUGAGUCUACCAACACACGUGUGUUGUACUUCAGUAUAUUCUCCAUGUGCUGUCUCAUUGGGCUUGCUACAUGGCAAGUCUUCUACUUGCGGCGCUUCUUCAAGGCAAAGAAGCUGAUCGAGUAGAGCGACUCCUCUGGCUCCUUGCCUCAACGGACGCCGUCUGCUCAUCAGCCCACACAUCCCAGCAUCCACCCUCUUUGGACUAGCUUCAGCAAACAACAGCAAGUGGGGUUAAGGGGCUCAAAAUGUAGCUUCUAGGGUUGAGAGAAAGUAUCAAGAAAAACAAACAUUCAUUUGCGUAUUGAGUGGUUUGGAACAUAAAAAGCUUUGCAGGGAGAAAUGCACUGUGAGACAUGGAAGAGGAAUGUCACGUUCACAUUUCUUUCUGCACUGUUUUGGAUGUUGCAACUUACUCAGUAUGAACUCGUCCCUUCAAUCAGUUGAACAGUUGCUUUUUGGUUUUGAGCUCAGUUUGAAUGGAUGUGCCAUGAGCGAAUGUCUUUGCCCUUCUGUUGAUAUAAACAUUCUUUGCCAUGCCAAGCAAACUACUUCCUUGGUGCCCUUUUAUCAAGUGAAGGCUCUUUGAGAAUGUGGUUUGUUGUUACUUUAAGACAAUUGGCAACCACUGAACUUAUGUGUUGUCUCUUAAUUCGCAUACAUGUUUGGUAGUUAAAUUUAGCCUUGUCUUGAGUUUGUUUUCUUGUUGUAAUUGCCACUUAGUUGCUUCUACUGGUAUAUUUUUUGGGGGGGUGGGUUUGAAUUGUAAGAGUUAUAUUCUCAUAACUGUAAAUUAGGUCACUUAUUUGAGCUCUUGCAUGUCUGGGUAUUUUUUUUUUUUUUUUUUUUUUUUUUUUUUUUUUUUUUUUUUGGAAAACCAUUCAAAAGUAUCCAGGAAUCAAAAACCUUGUUCUUGCACCCACUUGACUUGUAUUGUUAUAUUCGUAUAUAUUUAUGCAAGUUUCUCUUGUCAGAGUGCAGUUGUUGGAGGAUGUGACAAGAAAUGAAAAGUUAUCAAACCAUAUGCCCCUUUUUUUCUCUCUACACUGGUCAGGUUAAUUAUUCUUGUCAAGUUUCCAAUAACAUUUCUUGCAGAUCCAUCCAGUGUUGUUUUCAUUGGAAAUGUUUGAGGCUGGGGCUACAUGAAUGUGGGUAGUUGCAGAUAUCCGUGUUUGUUUUGGGUGGUUUUUGUUUUAUUGUUUUUGUUUGUUUUUCUGACAGGGAUUAAUUGAGGCUGUCCUGGAUACAUUUUUAACAAUGAACAUGCGCGUUGUGCGCAGUCAAUGAUUUUUAUGUUGACUGAUAAAUUUUGUAAAUUUGUGUUGGGCUUUUAUUCAAUAAAAUAUUGGAUGGA
Messenger RNA from Melanotaenia boesemani (Boeseman's rainbowfish), 1909 nucleotides. RefSeq names its product transmembrane p24 trafficking protein 10 (gene tmed10). Bases 52 to 681 code for a protein of 209 amino acids. Gene Ontology annotation, cellular component: COPII-coated ER to Golgi transport vesicle; endoplasmic reticulum; endoplasmic reticulum-Golgi intermediate compartment. NCBI's taxonomy places the organism in Eukaryota, Metazoa, Chordata, Actinopteri, Atheriniformes, Melanotaeniidae. The transcript is spliced from 5 exons. Gene Ontology annotation, biological process: Golgi organization; endoplasmic reticulum to Golgi vesicle-mediated transport; intracellular protein transport. The record is from RefSeq and is a predicted model, not a curated record.